Messenger RNA from Lolium perenne, 1125 nucleotides. RefSeq names its product putative E3 ubiquitin-protein ligase SINA-like 6. Lineage: Eukaryota; Viridiplantae; Streptophyta; Magnoliopsida; Poales; Poaceae. Gene Ontology annotation, molecular function: zinc ion binding. The record is from RefSeq and is a predicted model, not a curated record.
UUUGCUCCAUUUCUUGUCCGCGGUCCCCCAAACCUCAUUUGGGGACGCGACUGGAGAUGCUCUUACCUUGCUUCCGCUUCCGGCUCUCUCCAUCCCACGCCAUUUGCUCUUCUAGCCUUCUUCCACCUCGCAGCCAGUUCACCAGGGACCGAGAAGUUGAGGAUGCAGGCCGGCGCGUCGGAGGAGAGGAACAGGGGCUCGAGGUCGGCGAUGGAGAAAGGCAGGGACCAGAGCGCCAAGAAGCCGAGGCUGGACUUGAAGGCGCUUCCUAGUGUCCCUGUGAAGCAGGAGAUCGUCGUGCGCCAAGCGGCCGGCCCUAUCGUGGCUGUGGAACACGUCGCGCUGAUGAAGAUCGAUCUACAGAUAGACGUCCCUGUGCUUCACUGUCCAAUCUGCUUCGGCAAGCUCAAGCCGCCGGUGUUCCAGUGCAUGCGCGGGCACGCGGCCUGCCACGGCUGCCUCGCGGGGGGUUGCGGGGUGUGCGACGGCGCCGCCUUCGACGUCCCCAACACGGCCAUGGACGGCGUGGUCUCGUCGGUGAGGGCCAUCUGCGACUACGACGGCUGUGGGCGCUUCAUCACCUACCACGAGGCGGACGACCACAAGGACGCGUGCCCGCACGCCCCCUGCUCGUGCACGGAGCCUGGCUGCACCUUCAAGGCCCCGCCGCGGGCGCUCGUCGAGCACCUCGUCGCCGCCCACGCCAUGCGGGAGCAUAAGCUUUGCUACGGCAAGACCAGCGAGAUCGAGGUGCCAGUGCCGGAGCCCGCACGCAGUCUGCUAACUGGCGCCGAGGAAGACGACGACGUGUUUCUCCUGACCGUGGGUGCGCUUGGCGAGGUCACCUUCGUGUCGGCGGUCUGCAUCCGUGCGGCGGCGUGCCCUUGGCCUCGUUACACCGUCAGGUUGUGGGUGAACGGGCCGUUGCCGGCGGAGGCGAACCGCAGGACGGACACCGUGCUGGCAGACAUCGAGGCGACGAGCAGCACCAAGCCGGGAGCCGUAGUCUUGGGAGAUCUGACAUCCUACUUGACGGUGCCGCCGCGGUACCUCGUCGGGGCUGGGCCGGCCAAGGUGCUGUCUCUCAACGUUCGCGUCGGGAAGACCACUUUCUGAUAUCUGUUG